GCCUUUUGCAUCCCUUCAACUGAAACCCUAAAAGAGAGAAAAAUAUAUAUAUAUAUAUUUCUCUCCAAUGGAAACCAAACCUGCAGCACAGCAUGAGCAGCGUUAUGAUGAUUUUAAACCGCGUUGCCAAUGGAAGCAGGAAGGAACUAAAAUUCUUGAAGUUCAUCUACCAGGUUUCAGAAGACAAGAUAUUAGAAUUCUAAACAACACGAAGUUGGGCACCCUAACCAUCAGCGGAGAGCAACCUAGGGUUGAAGAAACUAAAUCUGCUGCUUUACCCAGACGCUUCAGUAAAGAGAUCAAAAUUUCUAAAAAUUUUAAUACGGACGGAAUCAGGGCUAAGUUUUCCGGUGAAAUUCUUUCCAUAACUAUUCCAAAGGAAGCUCAGCAUUCUGCAUGGUCGUCGGUUAGUGACUACCUAGUUUGUUUAAGAAGCAAAGUUUCGAGGCCAAGACUGAGCAAGAAGACGGCUGUGACGGCGGUGGUGAUUGUUUUGGUCGUGGCUCUGGGAGUUUGUGCAGUAUCUAGAUUUCCAAUGUCAACUUGGUCCGUGAUGCCUUUGAUCAAGUUCCCUGAAUGCCUUUGUGGCAAUACUAGCAAGUACCGUUGAAAACUGUAAUCAAUUAUAAUCAUAGAGUAAUACCAAAUACAGAAACCACACAUUAAUGUAUAUGAUUUAAAAGAUUCAGGAAAAUAUGGCUAUAUGAGAAUUAAUUUAUAACC
Molecule: messenger RNA, 723 nt
Organism: Pyrus x bretschneideri (Chinese white pear)
Lineage: Eukaryota; Viridiplantae; Streptophyta; Magnoliopsida; Rosales; Rosaceae
Exons: 2
Coding region: 68-610 (180 amino acids)
Source: RefSeq, a predicted model, not a curated record